Molecule: messenger RNA, 1408 nt
Organism: Oncorhynchus tshawytscha (Chinook salmon)
Lineage: Eukaryota; Metazoa; Chordata; Actinopteri; Salmoniformes; Salmonidae
Product: collagen alpha-1(I) chain-like
Exons: 1
Coding region: 1-1179 (392 amino acids)
Biological process (GO): adenylate cyclase-activating G protein-coupled receptor signaling pathway; vasodilation
Cellular component (GO): membrane
Molecular function (GO): G protein-coupled receptor activity
Source: RefSeq, a predicted model, not a curated record
AUGGGACCAGCCAGGUCUGAUACCAGGGAUGGAGAGAUGGGACCAGCCAGGUCUGAUACCAGGGAUGGAGAGAUGGGACCAGCCAGGCCUGAUACCAGGGAUGGAGAGAGGGGACCAGCCAGGCCUGAUACCAGGGAUGGAGAGAGGGGACCAGCCAGGUCUGAUACCAGGGAUGGAGAGAGGGGACCAGCCAGGCCUGAUACCAGGGAUGGAGAGAGGGGAUCAGCCAGGCCUGAUACCAGGGAUGGAGAGAUGGGACCAGCCUGGUCUGAUACCAGGGAUUGUGGGACUGGGGCUGGGAGCAGAGAGGAUGAUGCUGGGGCUGGAAAGAGGACUAGGGUUGAGUUUGGGGCUGGAAAGACGACUAGGGUUGAGGCUGGGCCUGGAAAGACGACUAGGGUUGAGGCUGGGGAUGGAAAGACGACUAGGGUUGAGGCUGGGGCUGGAAAGACGACUAGGUUUGAGGCUGGGGCUGGAAAGACGACUAGGGUUGAGGCUGGGGCUGGAAAGACGACUGGGGUUGAGGCUGGGGAUGGAAAGACGACUAGGGUUGAGGCUGGGGAUGGAAAGACGACUAGGGUUGAGGCUGGGGAUGGAAAGACGACUAGGGUUGAGCCUGGGGAUGGAAAGAGGGCUAGGGUUGAGGCUGGGGCUGGAAAGACAACUUGGGUUGAGGCUGGGGCUGGAAAGAGGGCUAGGAUUGAGGCUUGGGGUGUUAGUGGGGUAGCAGUGUGGGGAGGAGCUGGGAAUAAAUGGUCAGAGGGUGAGAGUUGGAGUGGAAAUGCUGUGGAGAUGACUAGCCAUACUAGUGGCUGUGUUAGAACUGAUUCUGGGUCUGUGGUAGCCAGCGAAUCCAAGUCUGAAUCCAGAGGUCCAGUGAAGGACAGGUGUGGGUCCGGCGUCAGCGAGUAUAAGCGAGUGGUGCGUAUGCGCCGUGAGGUGAGGAAGGCCACCUCUCUGUUCCUGGUGUUGUUCCUGUUUAUGCUGUGCUGGCUGCCUCUCCACUUCCUGAACUGUGUUACGUUGAUGUGCCCGCGCUGCCACGUGCCCCUGCCCCUCACCCUGGCAGCCAUACUGCUGUCCCACGCCAACUCUGCCCUUAACCCGCUGCUCUACGCCUAUCGCAUGAGGUCCUUCAGACACACACUGAGGGCGCUCUGCUGCACACACACUGCAUGACACACACACACACACACACUGCAUGAUACACACACACACUGAGGGCGCUCUGCUACACACACACUGCAUGACACGACACUGCUUGACACACACACACACACACACACACACUGCAUGACCCAAUAUGGGCCCCCGAGUGGAUCAGUGGUCUAAGACACUACAUCUCAGUGCAAGAGGCAUCACUGCAGUACCUGGUUUGAAUCCAGGCUGUAUCACAUCCGGCCGUGAU